Hemiscyllium ocellatum (epaulette shark) is the source of this 6802-nucleotide messenger RNA. Its product is annotated as E3 ubiquitin-protein ligase RNF183-like. Gene Ontology annotation, biological process: protein ubiquitination. Gene Ontology annotation, molecular function: ubiquitin protein ligase activity. The transcript is spliced from 2 exons. The record is from RefSeq and is a predicted model, not a curated record. Lineage: Eukaryota; Metazoa; Chordata; Chondrichthyes; Orectolobiformes; Hemiscylliidae. Bases 462 to 1031 code for a protein of 189 amino acids.
CACAACAGGAACAGUCAUAGAGGUAGCAGCUCCCGGAGACAAUGGGACAAAGAGAGCGAGAGACGGACCGAUGCAGCAAACCAGACUGACACAAGUGAAGGGAGGGCAACGCAGCCGGUGAAGGGUUAACCACAGAGCUAAGGACGUCAGGUCAAAUUCAUCGGAAGGCUGCAGCGUCCAGGAGGUCUGUUGGUUCAGAGCCAAAGAGGAAGACCGGCCUUCAGGCCCAUUCAGACUCCUCCAGGUUUUGGGUGGAAAGGCAGCGAGAUUUUAACCUGACUCUGACCUCACUGUGCGAAACAGCUCAGGCUCACCGUUCCAGAGAGCCACUGCUGGGGCCGGGCAACAGGUUUUGGUUGAGCAGGACAACUGGGCACUGGGAGAAGCCGGGUUGUGACGGGAACGGUGGUGCUCCCUCAGAUGGUGUGAGGCCUACGACAGUGCUGGCUCUAGAGGUUACCAUGACGCCGGAGGGAAACGGCUCUGAGUGCGAGUGCGCAGUCUGCUGGAACCCCUAUGACAAUGCCUUUCGUACGCCAAAGAUCCUGGAGUGCAAACACACCUUUUGCCUGGAGUGCCUGGCCCGUAUGAGCCUGGCGUCUGUGCCAGAGAUGGAUCCAGGCAUGUCCUGCCCCUUGUGCCGCCACCUGACACCCCUGGGCGCCGGGCAACUGGUGACGGGCCUACGCACCAACGCGGAGAUUCUGGGCCGCAUGAGGCUGCAGCCAGUCCAUGUCUACCUGGACCACGGGCGCCUGUUCUACAAGGGUCCGGGCAAGGCCAGCUUCCUGCUGCGGCGGCCCACUGUCUACACCCUCAGCCUGGACGUGGAGCGCGAGGGCGGCCUCCCCCUGCCUACCCAAGCAGCACCAGCACUGGAAGACCGACUGCCCCAGAACACCAUGUGGAAAUGCUGCCAGAGUCCGCCCUGCAGAACGGCCAUCUACAUCAUGAUCGCUACCUUUGGCAUCACCAUCAUUCUCGUCAUCUCACUCUUCUGGACUAAGAAAAUCCUGUGGGAUUUGGGCUGAGAGAAACUCCUUGCAUUUAUUUAGCCACCUUCAGGAUGCUCAACCCUCCCUCUGAAGUCCUUUCUCUUUAGUGACAGUUGCACGGUAGGAAUUGCAAUCUGUUCCCAGCAAGUUCCCCGAAACUGCCAUGUAACAAAUCCUCAGAUAACCUGUUUUCACCAUGUCAGUUGAGGGAUAAACAUUGGCCAGGGAAACCGCCUCUGCCAUUGUUUCCCCAAUGGUAAUGUGGAAUUUUCUGCUGCCUGAGAGGGAAAAUUGUUUCAUGUCAUAUCCAAAAGACAGGAUCUUUGAAAGCUCAGUAAUGCACUGGAUUGUCAGCUGGAUUCUGUGCUGAGUCUCUGGAAGGAGGGAUGAACCCAUGACUUCCGGCUUCAUAACACGGGAGAUCCCGUGGGCGGCACGGUGGCAGUGGGCGGCACGGUGGCACAGUGGUUAGCACUGCUGCCUCACAAGCGCCAGAGACCCGGGUUCAAUUCCCGACUCAGGCGACUGACUGUGUGGAGUUUGCACAUUCUCCCCGUGCCUGCGUGGGUUUCCUCCGGGUGCUCCGGUUUCCUCCCACAGUCCAAAGAUGUGCAGGUCAGGUGAAUUGGCCGUGCUAAAUUGCCCGUAGUGUUAGGUAAAGGGGUAAAUGUAGAGGUAUGGGUGGGUUGUGCUUCGGCGGGUCGGUGUGGACUUGUUGGGCCGAAGGGCCUGUUUCCACACUGUAAGUAAUCUAAUCUAAUCUGUAAGUAAUCUAAUCUAAAAACACGAGCUCCCCCCCCAGCUUAAGCAAUCGAUGAUCCAUGAGGAUCAGGAGCAGCAUCCGAGUGAGAAUCUUAGCAGGUGGGGAAUAUCACCUCACGUAAGUGGGAUCGGGUUGAAGUUUUGAUCUAAACUUGGCUGGUCUGUUCCUCACAGGGAGUGUCACCAAUCCCUGCAAAGUUUCUGAAAGGAAAUUGAUAUGAUCAUCAGUUCACAUGGAUACUCCUAAGACCCAAUGUCACAGGGAGGCUGCUCAGGGUCAUGUGGUCUCUUUGAGUUGACGUGUUCUGAGUGUGGCACACAGGCACACUUUCUAACGACAUCAUAUAUUACUCUUGUACAAAAUCACUCAGUGCACCUUCAAACUGUGACUGUACCAUUAAACAUGGAAUAGGUGUGGUGAGGUGCCAUUUAGAUCAGGGUCAAAAGUCACAAUGACAUCUCAACACAAUUAUAACAGACUGGGAGAGGUAGGCAGUAUACCUGUUCAAUAUAUACCAGGAUAUCUUCACAGUCCACUGAAGGACAGGUACAUAAAUACUCCAUGAGGUCAUGGUUUGGUACACACUAAGUCCCAUCCGAGGGAGGUCUAAUACACUCACCAACCCCCAUCUGAGUGAGGAGGCAAAACACUAACCUUCAUCUGCUUGAAGGUCUGGUACACUGACUCCCACCCAAAGUGAGGGUCUAGAGCACUGACUCCCAUCUGAGUGAGGGUCUAGUACACUGACUCCCACCCAACGUGAGGGUCUAGAGCACUGACUCCCAUCUGAGUGAGGGUCUAGUACACAAACUCCCAUCUGAGUGAGGGUCCUGUACACUAACACCCAUCCAAGUGAAGGUCUAGUACACUAACUCCCAUCCGAGUGAGGGUAUAAUACACUAACUCCCAUAUGAGUCAGGGUCUUGUGGACUAACUUCCACCUAAGUGAGAAUCCAGUACACUAACACCCAUCCAAGUGAGGGUAUAAUACACUAACUCCCAUUCAAGUAAGGGUCUAGUACACUGACUCCCAUCCAGGUGAGGGUAUAGUACACUAACACCCAUCCAAGUGAGGGUAUAAUACACUAACUCCCAUCCAAGUAAGGGUCUAGUACACUAACUCCCAUCCAGGUGAGGGUCCAGUACACUAACUUCCAUCUGAGUGAGGGUCUAGUACACUAACUCCCAAACAGGCGAGGGUCUAGUACACUAACUCCCAAACAGGUGAGGGUCUAGUACACUAACCCCCAUCUGAGUGAGGGUCCAGUACACUAACACCCAUCCAAGUGAGGGUCUAGUACACUAACCCCCAUCUGAGUGAGGGUCUUGUACACUAACUCCCAUCUAAAUGAGGGUCUAGUACACUAACUCCUAUCUGAGUGAGGGUCUAGUACACUGACUCCCAUCUAAGUGAGGGUCUAGUACACUAACCUCCAUCUGAGUAUCUAGUACACUGACUCCCACCUGAGUGAGUGUCUAAUACACUAACUCCCAUCUGAAUGAAUGUCUAGUACACUGGCUCCCAUCCGAGUGAGGGUCUAAUACACUAACCCCUAUCCGAGUGGGGGUCUAAUACACUAACCUCCAUCUGAGUGAGGAUCUAAUACACUAAAGCCCAUCUGAGUGAGGGUCUAUUCCACUAACCUCCAUCUGAGUGAAGGUCUAGUGCUUUCACUAACUCCCAUGUAAGUGAGGGCUUGAUACGUGUAUGCUGUCAGGCAGUCAUAGCUUCCAUACCUGUGAAUGUUGACAUGAAGGUAUCCUUGGUCAUGAAGGAGGAUGAGUAUUUCCCUCUUCCACUCUCACAUUGCGACUGGUGACUGUGCAGAUUCCAUCACAAAAUGGUUUUAAUUAAUCAGUUGCAAUAUAAGAGAUUGAAGACUCUUACGUUGUUUGCAAUGAGUGAGGAGAAAAUCCAGCACUAAGCAGAUAAACCAAAUAAUCUCUUUUGAAAGACAGUCCUUUUAUCAUUGAGCUCCCAGGGCCUUGGCCUGUUUGCAGAGAAAUACAUUGAGAAACAGCUGCCAUCCCUUCAGCCUAAGGCUGCGAAGGAACUACAACAAUCACCUUUGGUUUCCAUGGAAAUAAUGCCAUCAGCAUUUUGAUGCCAGGACAAUAUUGCCAUGAGUCUUUGGUUACUUGGGAAAUACUACAUCAGCUGCUGGUUACUAGGGAAAUGACAUCAUUGGCCUUUAUGACAAAGUCAAAAUGUGAUGUCUGAGAAAUCAGGAACUCAAACUUUGCAUUGAAUUCAUUUCCUCGCUAUCAUCAGAGCCCAGGAUGGUCCUUAAUUUGCAGAGAAAGCCAAAUGCAAUUUCAAUACUGUUGUUAAAGAAAGACUUGUGGUUAUAAAUCUCCUUCAAUGUCAUGGGGACAUUCCAAAGGAUUUUACAACCCACAAAGUACUUUUGAAAUGAAAAGAGCAAUGUGACAAAAUGACCAGGAAAUCAGUUUUGGUAGUGGUGAUUGAGGGGCAUUAUAUUGGGUAUAUCUGAGAAUUUCGUAACAUUAGAUGUCAAAAGCCCUUCCAUCAUUAACAGCCUGAGUGUUUCGGUGUGACAUUGUAAUUGACAUAUUUGUAUAAAAUUCCAAAAACACCCUCAUACCAGGGCUACAAUAGGAAAGUUUGUGCGUUUCCAAUACAGGAUGAAUCAGAAUCAGGAAGCAUUAAUGGAAAAAAUUAGGGAGUCUCUGGAUUGAGGGUCUUCUAUGUCAGUAUUGUACCAUAUAAGGGCUUGGGGGUUUAGACCAACUUUUAUAGGUUUAGAACCAAAAGAAAUUAUAAUUUCAAGAGUAUUUUGGAGCCAAAGUCCUGAUGAAGCAAUUGUCCAUUAUCUUUUUAUCUGCAUACACGUCUCUCUGCGUUAUUUAGGUGGAAACAUCAGGUUACAAAACAAUGUAGACUACUUGACUGGGUAAAACUGACUUUAAUGUGGAGAAAAGGGAGUGUCAUUCAAUUCAAGUUGUAGAAAGGCAAGUUGGAAUAUCAUCCCUUUGGUCAGAGUCUGGGAACCGUGAACAAGCACAGUGAUUCAUGAUUCCAGGUCCACAAGGCAAUGAAAUCUGGAAGCAUAGAUACAAAAGCAAUCAGGAAGAUGAGGAUAAAGUUGGCCAUUAUCUCCAGCAGGCUGGACUCCAAAAUGGAGGACACACUCCUUUAAUUGUACUUACACAUGGGGAAAGACAGUACUAUGGUGAUAAUGUCACUGGGCAAAUAAUCCAGAGGCACAGGCUAAUGCUCUGGGAACAUAGUUCAAUUCCCAUCACACACAGCCAAUAAAUUGGGAGUUGAAAGCUAAGUUCAGUAAUGGUGACCAUGGCAAUUAUCACCAUUUGUAAAAACCCAUCUGAUUCACUCAGGAACAGGAAGUCUGCUGUCCUUAAUUACCUGGUCGGGCCUACAUUCGACUCUGAUAUGGUUGACUCUGAACUGCCCCGGCAAGCCAUUCAGUUCAAGGGCAAAUAGGGAUGACCAAUGCAGCGAUGUCAGUGAACCUACAUCUCAUGAAAAGAAAGAAAAUAGUGCCUUGGUCAGAUCAUUAUUGCAUCCUGUUUUGGGAAAUGUACCUCAGGAAAGAUAUUUCCCCUUGGUUGGGGAAUACCACAAAUUCACCAAAAUUAUAUCUAGUUUAAAGGGCUAAAUUAAGGGACAGGUGGGAUAAAUAUGAAUUCUGUGUGUGGAGGGGUCAUGUAGUCAUGGUGCCAAAAAUGACAUGGGAGGGGAGGUAAAACAAAGCAAUUAACUUCAAUUGAAAACCAGUGUAAGGGGCUGUAUUCUAAAAAUUAUAAUUAUGCCCUUCUGAAGUGAAGCCAUGAAGCACUUUUGCACAUAAAUGGUAAUCUGGAACUCCUUUCCCCAAUGGUGGGACAAUUAAAAUUUCCAUGACUGAUAAUAGUAGAUUUUUAUAGUCGAAAUAUUUAAAGGAUAUGCUGUAAUGAUAGGUGAAUAGCAUUGGGACAGCAACAAAUCAUUAUCUAAUAAAUGUGAAAACAGGUUGGUAGGGCUGAAUGGCCUACUCCCUUUCCAAUGUUUCUUUGACAGAAGGAACUGACACCAGGAAGUAUGUUCAUUGCCUUGAGUGUUCAGAUAUUAACCUGAAAAUAUUUCCCUAACAUGCACACCCCCUGCAUAGGCAGUGACAUUCAAACAAGCCUGUAGAUAUUCAAACCAACGUGCUCACACGUUAUGACACACAUUUAGGACAGUGUGGGACUUGAAACUGGGCUUCCUAAUCCAGAGGUGGGUAGACUACCACUGCACCACACGAGCUCUUAAACAAACUGUACCAUGGGUCCUUUUGGCUGUCUUCUAUGGAAUCUGAAUCAUCCAAUGAGGUGGCACUUAAUUCACAGCAAAGGAACUAAUCCCAGGUACAGCAGGCAGGCCAUAUCAUUUAUUUUAGUAACAUAAGGUACAGGUCUGUCUAGAAGAUGGUUGGUAAUGCCUCUGGACUGUUAUACUCACCUCCACACCCCACCCUCAACCCCCACCAACAACUCUCAGCAACUUCCGUUCCACAAAUGCAUGCCCCAUGGCUGCUGGGGACAACGGGGUAACUUCUGAGUGGGAUUUAUAAAAUUGAACACCAGUUUGCAGAAUGGGUAACGGCUACUCCGACUGAGAUACAUUCAAAUAGGUUGCUGCUGUUGCAAACUGAAAUGAGAGAGAUGGGGUGGGGGAGGGGGCUGCUGUCACUCAGCGGAUAUUUGUAGGGUACAAGGGUUGCACAUAGAGGGGUGAGGAGAAACGCAAUGACACAGGAAUAAAGCGUGGGAGUGGGAUUUUGUGAAGGACACACAGCCUGCCUGGGUACAGAUGAAAUAUACCCAGAGUUGGACAGAAUGCACAUAGGGAACAUUUCUAGUGGCCUGCUGACAGUGUAUUAGGAAUUGCCUCAGCAGACAAUUCCUGCUUUUACAAUGCUGUCUGAUCAGGACCUCUCUCUUCUCUAAAUAUUUCACACUGCACAUGUGAACUGGUAUAACACUUUUUAAUGUUAUCCCUUUUGUUUUAAAUCUCUGCACAAUCCAAUUAAAUGUUAAU